Messenger RNA from Psilocybe cubensis, 687 nucleotides. RefSeq lists its product as uncharacterized. Bases 1 to 687 code for a protein of 228 amino acids. The record is from RefSeq and is a predicted model, not a curated record. Lineage: Eukaryota; Fungi; Basidiomycota; Agaricomycetes; Agaricales; Agrocybaceae. The transcript has 3 exons.
AUGCCCUGCGGGUUGCUAGAGGUUUUGAAAAAAUGUUUUGGCCUACAACGACCCCCGUAUUUUCCGAAGCAGUCAAGGUUCCAAACUGAUGAUGAUCAGAUCGAUGAUGUCCCGACCUUCAAGUGCUACACAGCCAAUACGCACAAGAUGAUGAUGCAAGAGAUUUGCAGGGAUUGCCCGGCGAUUGGCUUGAACACAAUACAUGAGCGGACCUCAGUCCCUGUAGUCUCAAUUGCUCAACUGAACCUCAGUCAGAAGGAGUCAUUCUCUGACUCACACUCGCAAAACGACUACGCAUCCAGACCUCUUUCCAUCGACGUCCAUCUCAAAGCCGAAUAUGAAUUUCUCAGCGCAAUAUACAAAGCCCAGAUGUAUAAAAACGCGUGCAUUGGCGCCGAAGCAACCGCACGACAGCAUUUUGAACAACACCAGGAGUUGCAGUAUCUGAAUCAAAUGCUACACUCUAGAUCCAACGCGGCGAAGAAGAACCUUCUUCGACUGCAGCUGCGAGCACAGGAGGCGGGGUUUACUCAACUUGCGUGUUCGUGUGUUGGCAACCCAAGGCAGACAUGUGGGGAAGAGGGGUGCUCUGUGGAUAUCGGCGAUCAGUUAAAGUCAGAACGUCUAGAUGUUACUCCCGCUACGCACAAUGGUCGUGGGAUUCAUUCUCGGAGUCGUUCAAUUUGA